Messenger RNA from Melampsora larici-populina 98AG31, 717 nucleotides. RefSeq lists its product as uncharacterized. The record is from RefSeq and is a predicted model, not a curated record. Bases 1 to 717 code for a protein of 238 amino acids. NCBI's taxonomy places the organism in Eukaryota, Fungi, Basidiomycota, Pucciniomycetes, Pucciniales, Melampsoraceae. The transcript has 8 exons.
AUGCCGGCUCAAAAGAGAACGCGUGUAGUUAAGAAACCAGUGGAAAAGAAACCUACUCAAAAAACUCAUCUCGUCCGGGAUCAGAGAAUGAUAACAAGUCACAUUAUUGGUUUUUUUGGUUUUCUCGAAGAGGUCAAGCAUGUAGAAGCAGACGAUGAUUUCAGAUUGUGGAAAUUAUUGAACAGUUCUGAUGAAGAGCUCAAGAAAGCGGCAAAGAUGAUUAAGAAAAAAAGAACUAAAGUUGAGGAAACCGACAAUCAAAGGUUUGAGGCUACAGCACGAGAUUUGAAUUCUUCCAUCAGUGCUGAAGCUCAUAAAAAUUUGGAUGAUCAUCAAUCUGAGAUGAACAAGUUGAAUGGAAAGAUAAAGACGUGGAUCGAAACAGAAGACGAAUCGAAUGAAGAGAGAGUUUUUCAAAGACUUUUAAUGAGAAAUUACGAGCCUCAGAUCAAGCAACUUUCGACAAACAUCCAAGCUUUGUCGAAUAUGAGUGAGGUUGAUAACAAUUGGGAAGAGACUGCUCAAGACCUUCUCAAGGAUGUCGAAGCCCGCCCCUCGUUACUCAAGGAUGUUAGUGAAUCACUUACCAACGAAGCAAAAAAGUCGUGUAGAUUACACCUUCAAAAUCUUAAAACGUCUGAUGGCAAGAUUUUUGAAAACGAUAGUUACGAUCAGAUGGAAAAGCUUUUGCACAAAAAUAUGAGUCUUUGGUUUUAG